This is a messenger RNA of Aspergillus campestris IBT 28561, 518 nucleotides long. RefSeq lists its product as uncharacterized. The transcript has a single exon. NCBI's taxonomy places the organism in Eukaryota, Fungi, Ascomycota, Eurotiomycetes, Eurotiales, Aspergillaceae. Bases 197 to 475 code for a protein of 92 amino acids. The record is from RefSeq and is a predicted model, not a curated record.
CAGUUCAAAUUGCCAUAUCCACCAUCGAAGUUGCAACGACCAGGAGCGGAGAAACGGGGUGUGUCUGUUCUUAUCUUUCCAUGUUUCUAUUUCCCAUUGCAGUUGCUGUGCAACAAGAAGACAUCGAUCGGGUUCGAGCGUCAGCACAUACACUUUUAAUUUGACACGGAAGGCAACCAGUGUGUAUUUCUUUCUGAUGUUUCCUUUUCUUUUUCUUUAUUUCGUGGAUUUAACUUAUUCUUUUUCUUUCUCUAUCAUGUGUUUUUAUGACGAUGACACGAAUCGGCUUUGUCCUUUGUCUUUUGUCUUUCUUUCAUCUUCCCGCCGUCAGUACCUUCAGCCGAAGUUACCGAGCUUGAAGCGGAAUGACCAUGGUCGCGGUGGUCGAAAUCAUGAUGGAAGUUUCUUUUCUUUACUUUCUUUCUUUCGAGUUUAUGUUGUGUAUUCUCCUGUCUUCCCUAACAGAUUGGAUUGACGAACGAGAGGAUCGGACGUGACAUACAUACAUACAUAUGUUG